GCUCGCGUGCGUCUCGCUAGUGCACACUCCAGCUUUCCUUUCUUCUGUCAAUACAGCAAAAAAGACUUUUGACAUGGCUCGAAGAAAAGCGGCGCAGUCCCAGUCAAACGGGACCAGCAAUGGAGAACAGCUUUCUGUCUUGCAGCAGUAUGUCGACAGUGAUGGUCACUUCUCUCUUGUCAGAAAUUUUCGUUUAGCUGAUCUUGUCACCAUAAUGAAUGGCGUUUGCGGGUCAUUCUCGAUAUUUUCGUCUGCACAGUAUCUAUUAACAAAUGAUGAUGCCUAUUUGCGCUGGGCUCUCGCCCUUCCCCUAGCUGGUCUCAUGUUUGAUUUCAUGGAUGGGAAAGUAGCAAGGUGGAGAAAAUCAAGUAGCAUGUUGGGUCAGGAGCUUGACAGCCUUGCAGAUUUGGUUUCGUUUGGCGUUGCCCCAGCGCUCGUUGCAUUUGCUAUUGGCCUCCGGACAUACCUUGACACUGUCUGUCUGACAGGAUUCAUAUGUUGUGGCCUAGCUCGGCUUGCACGAUUCAAUGCUACCGUUGCAGUUGUACCCAAGGAUGCGACAGGGAAAGCUCGGUAUUUUGAAGGUCUACCAAUACCCUCGUCUUUGGGCCUCGUGGCUGUAUUAUCGUACUGGGCACAACAAGGCUGGAUCGAGGGCAAGGAAGGUGUUCCCUUUGGACUUGUUACGCUAUGGGGUAGUUCGGGUGGACGCGGUGAUAUUCAUCCGGUCAGCAUCGUGUUUGGCUUCUGGGCCGCAGCUAUGGUCAGCAAGACGCUGCGAGUUCCAAAGCUCUGAUCAGGGGGAGGGACACUGUUUUGUUGUGCUUUAACCUAUCGGACUUGUUUGAUGAUAAUGACAACUAGGCAGGAAAUUAAAACGACCAAUGAUGAUAUCUGAUCUACCAAA
Serpula lacrymans var. lacrymans S7.9 is the source of this 907-nucleotide messenger RNA. RefSeq lists its product as uncharacterized. The record is from RefSeq and is a predicted model, not a curated record. NCBI's taxonomy places the organism in Eukaryota, Fungi, Basidiomycota, Agaricomycetes, Boletales, Serpulaceae. Gene Ontology annotation, molecular function: phosphotransferase activity, for other substituted phosphate groups. Gene Ontology annotation, cellular component: membrane. The coding region runs from base 74 to 796 and encodes 240 amino acids. Gene Ontology annotation, biological process: phospholipid biosynthetic process. The transcript has 3 exons.